Rhea pennata is the source of this 414-nucleotide messenger RNA. Its product is annotated as histone H2A-beta, sperm-like. The transcript has a single exon. Gene Ontology annotation, biological process: heterochromatin formation. Gene Ontology annotation, cellular component: chromatin; nucleosome. Bases 1 to 414 code for a protein of 137 amino acids. Lineage: Eukaryota; Metazoa; Chordata; Aves; Rheiformes; Rheidae. Gene Ontology annotation, molecular function: DNA binding; structural constituent of chromatin; protein heterodimerization activity. The record is from RefSeq and is a predicted model, not a curated record.
AUGUCUGAACGUGGAAAGAAAAAUGCGAAGCUGCUCCUCACGGUGAAGAAAACAAAAUCAGCCAAGGCUGGUCUUCAGUUUCCUGUGGGUCGUGUCUACAGGUUGCUUAAGAGAGGGAACUAUGCUGAGAGAAUAGGUCCCGGCGCUGCCAUCUACCUAGCUGCAGUGCUGGAGUACCUGAGUGCAGAGAUCCUGGAGCUGGCGGGAAACGCUGCGCAGGAGAACAAGAAAGCCAGGAUCCUGCCGCGACACAUCCAGCUGGCUGUGAGAAAUGAUGAAGAGCUGAACAAACUCUUCUCUUGUGUGACUAUUGCCCAGGGAGGGGUUAUGCCUUAUGUUCUUCCUCAGCUUCUUCCUAAGAGGACCAUAUCACUGAAACCGCGCCACAAAGGUGUCCAGUCGCAGGAGUUCUAG